AUGGCUCGAUGCCUAAAUUCAUACGCUCAGAAAGCCAUGCAUGAAGAGCAUUACGAAGAAGAUGUUGAUGACGAAGAUUUGGAUGAUGACGAUGUUGAUGGGUAUGAAGGACUCAGUGACUACGAUGAAGAUGACAUACCUGGAUCCUCUGGCUACGGAAGCCACAGUUUUGGCAAUACUGGGAGUGAGGGCAAAAGUGCUGACUUGCGGCGCCAGAGAUCUAUCAGCGAAGGUGGUGCUGUGUACUGUAUCGAGGCUGGCGAAGACAACAGACGGGAUCAUCACAACCAACUUGAACGUAAAAGACGUGCAAGCAUCAAAACAAGUUAUAAUGACCUUCGAGAAGUUAUCCCGGGGUUACGAGGAUCGAAAGCAUCCAGGGCAGUUAUACUACAGCGCGCAGUUGAGUGCAUCGAAGAGUUGGUCAAAUUGAAUCGUGACCAUACUGUUUGUGUUGAGACGCUGAAACGGCAGAACGACCUGUUGGAUUCUCGAGUUCAAGAGCUCCAACGUUUGGUGCAGCGAAUGGAUGGCGAAGAGGCGUGCAACACUCCAACAUCAAGUUCUUCUUUUACUAACAAUGUUUCUCCGAAUAAUAAUGUCGCCCUUCGAUUAAUAUCACCAACAGCUUCGGGUGUCCCAAUGUAUCGCUGUAUGUCUCAAGAUCCACUCCAGUCAUCUACAUCAACAGAAUGUCCCGGAACUGCUUCUGGGACAGAAUAUGUAUCGUCUAGUCAUCCAUCUGUUCUUCAUUCACAAAAACCUGUUCUGUGCACUAUGGCAAAUUAUUCUCCUUCUGCGCUUGGCCGUGCUAACACAGUAAUGCAUUUCGUUACUAACACGAGUGCCAUAAAUUCAGUCGGGGGACAGGCGACCGACAGCAACACCACGAGCCUAGUUUCUAGUUCACAUUCUGCAUUUUCCCCUUCUGUUUCCUCGUCUGAUGGAUCCAGUACUGGACCUGCACGAUCCAUCUCCCAGCGGUCUAGUCCUGGUGGGUUGUCAUCUUCGUCUAAUACUUCAUCUAACCCGACAUCACGGCAAUCCUUUAGGACAGAUGAUGACUACUCAGCAGUUUCGAGGGAAAUAAAUUCGACUGGGUCGUUAGAAAAUAUCUCAACAUCCGCGGAUGGUACCAUACAUUCAAACAUCAAACCAGUUCGUCAACAGUCGCGUUCAUCUUCUAGUCCUUCACGUUCUUCUCCACCGCCGAUUUUAUCGACUGUACCAAAUUUGUUACCCGCUUAUCGUAAAUCAGAUUCUCCUAUACAUUCAUCACACUCACUAAACUCAGGAAGUUGCAAUUCGCAAGGGAAUUUAGGCGGAAAAUCUAAGCGUCGCAAAUUUAGAUGA
Molecule: messenger RNA, 1353 nt
Organism: Schistosoma spindalis
Lineage: Eukaryota; Metazoa; Platyhelminthes; Trematoda; Strigeidida; Schistosomatidae
Source: the annotation of a GenBank genome assembly